AUGGGAGUUAAAGGUUUAUGGAAACUAAUUUCGCCUGUAGGCCGAAAUGUUAAACUUGAGUCUUUGAAUAAUAAAAGACUCGCGAUCGAUAUCCUUUACUUAGAAAUUUCCAUCUGGUUAUAUCAAUUCUUAACUGCAAUGCGUGAUAAAGAAGGGAAUGGACUAAAAAAUGCACAUUUAUUGGGCUUUUUUAGAAGGAUAUGUAAACUUUUAUUUUAUAAUAUCAAACCAGUAUUUGUGUUUGAUGGUGGUGCUCCAGAAUUGAAACGUUUGACUUUGAAUGAACGUCGUAAGAGACGAACCGGUAAUGCCAAUAAUCUACAAAAGACUGCGGAAAAACUUUUGUCAGCUCAGUUGAGACUUCAUGCUGUUCAGGAAUCAAAAGGAUCGUGUAAAAAAGUGAUAACUGACGAUUUUAAUGAAAACAAAAUGAGUAACACGAGUCCGGAAAGACUCUUUAGUCGAAGAAAGCGAGAUGAAUAUGAUUUACCUUCCAUAUCAGGAGGAAUCGAAGCCAUGGUCACUAAAGAUGAUCCUCGUCUUGCAACUGAAGAUGAUCUCAAAAAUUUUAUUAGAGAAUAUAAUAAGGCUUCCUGA
Molecule: messenger RNA, 597 nt
Organism: Funneliformis mosseae
Lineage: Eukaryota; Fungi; Glomeromycota; Glomeromycetes; Glomerales; Glomeraceae
Source: the annotation of a GenBank genome assembly